This is a messenger RNA of Solanum pennellii, 913 nucleotides long. RefSeq names its product dynein light chain 2, cytoplasmic. Gene Ontology annotation, biological process: microtubule-based process. Lineage: Eukaryota; Viridiplantae; Streptophyta; Magnoliopsida; Solanales; Solanaceae. Gene Ontology annotation, molecular function: dynein intermediate chain binding; dynein light intermediate chain binding. Gene Ontology annotation, cellular component: dynein complex. Bases 179 to 538 code for a protein of 119 amino acids. The transcript is spliced from 3 exons. The record is from RefSeq and is a predicted model, not a curated record.
UUCGAAAAUUGGAAAUAAGAAAGACCACACACAUCAUUCACCCACCGCCCCUGCCCACCCCACACCCCUCUCAACUCUCUCUCACUUAUUCCACACCACCACCCGCCGUCGGAGAGGGGCUGUUCUACAGUUCCGGCGAAGUAUUUUGACGGCUCAAACCUGAUAUAGAGCUGAAGACAUGAGCGAAGACGCAAAAAAAAGCGGAGGAGCUCCGGCUGUGAAGCCUACCUCCGAUGAUCGGAGAAUCUCAUCAGGUUCCGUUCCUUCUCCUACCGGCACAAAAGUUACCAUAAAGAGUGCUGAUAUGAAACCUGAUGUACAAAAGGAGGCCGUCGACAUUGCUAUUGCUGCAUUUGAGAAGCAUAUUGUUGAGAAGGAUGUAGCUGAACUGAUUAAGAAGGAGUUUGAUAAGAAGUACGGUCCUACUUGGCAUUGCAUCGUCGGAAAAAACUUCGGCUCUUAUGUGACUCAUGAAACAAACCACUUUGUCUACUUCUAUUUGGAUUCAAAAGCUGUACUUCUGUUCAAAUCUGGGUGAACUUGGUAAUAACAUUUGAUGGAGACACUAAUGAGAGUUAACUCGGAUGAUGAUGCUAUAUUUUGAGUUUGUACUAUUCAAUUGAAAAUUCCAAGCUGCAACAAUUUGGUGGAAAAUUCAAUUGUACCUGUAUAUUUCUGCUUUUACAUUGUGUAAACAAUUCUAAACUUGAUCAAACUUCUCUAAGGUGUUCGUGCUUUUUGAUAACUUGAGGCAAAACAGAAACAAUGGCUUUAUUGAGUACCAAGGACAUUGCUUGCCCAUUUAAAAAAAAGUGGUGUGGGAACUGCCAAGAGUAGCAUUUGAUCAUGACUCUGAUUGUACUUUUAUAAGGCAUUUGACGACUUCGUGUGAAGAAUGACAACAAUUGUCUAA